AUGUCAGAUUGGACUGAUGCAGAUCUCAGAAAGAUGCAGUAUGAUGUUGCGGCCAUAAAUAUGCUCCACUGUGCACUGGAUGCAGCUGAGUACAACCGCAUAUCUGGAUGCGAGUCAGCUAAGGAGAUUUGGGAGAAGUUUGAGACUACCUAUGAAGGGACUGAUAAAGUCAAGGAGUCCAAAAUCAAUCAACAGCUAAGAUACUAUGAGCUGUUCGAGAUGAAGGAAGGAGAAUCUAUUGGCGAGAUGAACAAUCGAUUCGUCAAUAUCAUCAAUAAGCUGAAGCGCCUUGGUAAAAGUUUUACUGAGGAAGAGCAAGUGAAGAAAAUUCUGAGGAGUCUUCCUAGGAGCUGGGAAGCAAAGAAGACCGCCAUCGAAGAAGCUCAUGAUCUGAAGAGCUAUAAAUUUGAUGAGCUGAUUGGCUCCUUAUUGACUCACGAAAUUUCAGUAAGAAAUUUCGAUGAAAAGGAGAAACAAGGCAGAUCUGAUGAUAAGAAGCAGAAGGCCAUCGUACUGAAAGCUGAUUCAUCUGAGGAUGAAGGCUCAGAUGAAGAUGAUAUGGCUAUCGUUGCUAGAAAGCUGAAGAGAAUGUUCAAGAAAGGUAGAAGGUUCCACAAUAGAAGAUACAAAAACUUCAGCACAAAGAAGGAUCUGAAGAAGGAUGAAGAGCCAUCCAUCACCUGCUUCGAGUGUCACCAGCUAGGACACAUCAGAACUAGUUGUCCUAAACUAAGAAAGGACAAGAAAUUCAAGAAAAAGAAGGCAAUGGUGGCAACCUCGAGCGAUUCAGAAGAAUCAGAGUCUUCAUCAUCAUCUGAUGAAGAAGAAAAUACUGAAACUGCCAAUAUCUGUUUCAUGGCUCAUGAUGGUGAGCAUACUGAGGAAGUUAGCUCAGACACAUCAGAUGAGUCUGAAAGUGAGGCAGACAGAGAUGCAGAUCCUCAGGAACAAGUCCUAUCCAUGUCUACCUCUGAGAUGCACUGUGCCUUAUUUGCAUUAUAUCAGUUUGCAAAGAAGUCAGCAGCCAAGAUGAAAAGGUUUCAGAGGAGAAUUGUAGAACUUGAAGAAGAUAGAAGCUUCCAUGAGGAGCAAUUCAAGAACCUUGCUACUACACUUCCUGAUCAUGAAGAAAAAUUGAAACUACAAGGAGAAGAUAUACAGACCAUCACUCAGGAGUGUGCAAAUCUGAGAGAAUGGAUUGAAGAAUUUCAGAAAUUUCAGUCACAGAAAGAAUCGAAGACAGCUCAGCAAAAGUCACAGCCUCAGAACACUCAGAGAUCAAAACAUACUGAAAGACAUAAUCAGUAUGUGAAGAAUCAGAGACAUCGUCAAUAUGGACAGAAUAGGCGGCCACAGAGGCAGUCAGUAUGGACAGAAUAG
Molecule: messenger RNA, 1380 nt
Organism: Striga hermonthica
Lineage: Eukaryota; Viridiplantae; Streptophyta; Magnoliopsida; Lamiales; Orobanchaceae
Source: the annotation of a GenBank genome assembly